This is a messenger RNA of Anopheles marshallii, 1620 nucleotides long. It is a transcript of the gene eIF3l, whose product is annotated as eukaryotic translation initiation factor 3 subunit L. Gene Ontology annotation, molecular function: translation initiation factor activity; protein binding. Gene Ontology annotation, cellular component: eukaryotic translation initiation factor 3 complex; cytoplasm. The transcript has 2 exons. The record is from RefSeq and is a predicted model, not a curated record. Gene Ontology annotation, biological process: translational initiation. Bases 1 to 1620 code for a protein of 539 amino acids. Lineage: Eukaryota; Metazoa; Arthropoda; Insecta; Diptera; Culicidae.
AUGUAUUCGAACGAAGAACCGUGGGAUGGCGGCUACGAAGAAUACGGCUACGAGAUGGGUAUGCCGGAUGAUGGCAUGUACGAACGGGGCUACUUUCCGAUGCACGAGGAUGUGAAAAAGUUUCUGAUGUACUUCUGCACCGUUAUCAAGGACGGUGUGGUGUAUGAAAUUCAGAACUUGUACGAAAACACCUUCCCCAAGCUGAGCGAGCAGCACUUCGAGAAGAAAGCUUGGCCAAGCGAGGAAGAGGUGGCCCAUCUGGUAGACAACGACAAUCUGUUCUUGAUCCUGUACAAGGAACUGUACUACCGUCACUUGCACGCACGCAUCCAGGGCGGACCUUCGUUGGAGCAGCGACUGAAUUCGUUCUACAAUUAUUGUAACUUUUUCAACUACAUCCUUCCGUCGAAGGAACCGGUCCAGCUGGAAUUGCCCGACAUCUGGCUGUGGGAGUUGAUCGACGAGUUCGUGUAUCAGUUCCAAAACUUUGCGCAAUACCGUGCUCGGCUGACGGACAAGACGGACGAAGAGAUGGACAUGUUGCUGAACAACAACAGCAAGGUGUGGAACAUCCUGUGCAUCCUGAACGUGCUGCACUCGCUUGUAUCGAUGUCCAAGAUUAAGGAUCAGCUGGAGGCGGCAGCUGCGGGUAAGGACCCGGAAGCAGUUGCGGGUGAGUUUGGUCGUCAUUCGUUCUACAAGAUGCUGGGAUACUUUAGCUUGGUGGGAUUGUUGCGUGUGCACUCGCUGCUCGGCGAUUACCAUCAAGCGAUUAAGGUACUGGAACCGAUCGAAAUUCACAAGAAGAGCCAGUACUCGCACAUUCCGUCGUGCCAGAUCAGCACGUCGUACUAUGUCGGUUUCGCGUACAUGAUGAUGCGUCGCUACUCGGACGCGAUCCGUACGUUCUCGUCGAUCCUGCUGUACAUUCAACGUACCAAGCAGCUGUACAGUGCCCGUUCGUACCAGAAUGACCAGAUCAACAAGCAGACGGACCAGAUGUACCAUCUGCUUGCUAUCUGUUUGGUGCUGCAUCCGCAAUGCAUCGACGAAUCUAUCCAGCAGGUGCUGCGCGAGAAGAACUAUCACGACAACAUGUACAAGAUGCAGUGCGGAGAUUUGGAUGUGUUCCGCAAUUUCUUCGUGUUUGCCUGUCCGAAGUUCGUGUCGCCCGUUCCACCACCACCGGAUGCACCGAUCGAUGACUACGUGAAGGAAGCGCUCGAGCAUCAGAUAAACGUGUUCAUGGACGAAGUUAUACAGCAGCAGGAGUUGCCAACCAUUCGCUCGUAUCUGAAGCUGUACACGACUCUGCCGAUUAUGAAGUUGGCCGCGUUCAUGGAUCGUCUGCCCCGAGACGAGGUGGACAAGCAGAAGGUGGAGAAUCUGCUUACCCGAUUGCUGUGCUUCAAGCACAAGAUGAAGAACAUCGUGUGGACGAAGGGCUCCAGCGGUCUGGAAGGCAAGUUCCAGUCUGGUUCGGAGUUGGACUUUUAUAUCGACAAGGACAUGAUCCACAUUGCCGAUACGAAAGUGUCGCAUCGUUACGGUGACUUUUUUAUACGUAAAGUAAUGAAAUUUGAGGAUCUGAACCGCCGUCUUCACGCCAUCAAGGGUUAA